AUCGUACACGUCGCUAGAUCACUUUCGUCAUUGUUCUUGCAUUUUUGCGCGUGUGUGCCAACAAAAGCUUAUAAAAAAAGAAACAAACAAAGAAAACAAGGGCAACGCGUUUUCUUAAUCGAAACAAAAAUUCUAUGUGACAGAAUUAAUAAAACCUCCCUUGCCUCUUCCAGUUGUGCGUGAGUGUAAAGAAACCGCGGCCCUUAGCUGCUGUUCUGCCUGCCUCCCGUUCUUCCUCGGUUAUUGUUUGUGACGCUGCUGGCGGUUUUCUGUUGUUGUUGUGGCCGUUGAGUUGUGAGUCGGCUCAUUCGUUUAUUUAAUCUGCCGCUGUUAUUUUACCUGUCCGCAUAUCUGUUGUCUCUCACAGCAACAUCCACAGACAUACAUCUAUUUACGUGCAUUUAAUCAAUUCAUUUUCCUAACAACCUACCUAUCUGAUAACUUUUUGUUUAGUCGUGUUCCGAACUUCCGACGCCACGCCGGUGACUUCGAGCCGUCCUCUGCAUCCACUCAACAUAUUACAUACAUACAUACAUACAUACUACAUAUGUGCUUUGAAGAUCUUAACUCUUCGGUUUCACAAUUUCAAGUGUUCAAGUUGUUAACGUGUGUGAAGGGGUUUAAAAGCUGGCCAUAACCUCUGACUCGCUAAAAAUAUAAAAUAUAACAACCACGGCAUCCAUGGCCACGUUAUCGUUUUCCUAUUGAGCAAAAAGAAACUAGCUCACUGGGCUUUAGAAAUUCAUCUCACCUUACCAGGCGUCUGCCCCCCAGUUUCGUUGAAAGAAUUCAUUCUCAGUCCAUUGGACAUGCGAAUUAUAGUGGUAUCAGAUACAUAAAUAUGUACAUAUGUAUAUAUGCAUAUGCCUAGGAUUUUUAAAUGACCUGAAGCUUAACUUUGAUUAUUAGUUGCUUGAGGCGCUUGUACAUUCAUACUUUUCCACAUGCAUGUGUUUUUUUUUUAGAUAAGACACAAAUUUGUUAAUUAGAUCAGAUGUUACUCAUUUUAUCAGUACAAACAUAGCCCCAGUCGCACCUAUUAUUACAUUUCUGAUGCUAUAGGGAGGGCAGCGCUCAAACUCUUGACAAAAAAACAAAAUUCUAAAUAAAAAAAAAAAAUUAGGAAAUUUCUGCCGCAAGUUUUUAUUUUUAAAUACAUUUUCGACAAUUACAAAAGAAUGAAUUUUUUAGUAACAUUAUUUUGACUACAACUGUAAAGGUUUCUAUGCAUUAUCGGAUAGUUUUUGGGAUACUAAUGAGGAUGAGCCAAGACCAAGUUUUGAUUUCCGUUUGCCAUUCAUUUCUAAAGGGCUGAAAAUAUUAUAAGGAGAAAAGAGGAAUCCCCAUUGGGUGACGAGGAGUCUGGAGAUUUCCCAGGCUGCAAAUCAGCUAUUCCGUAUCCAGUGGCUUCGAGUAGUCCGGCUCCCAAUCUCCGCGAGCGUACCAUGUGCGGUGAGAUAUAGGUAGUCAAACGUUAAUAUUCAUGCUGACAUCUCGAGCGUGACUGAUAAAACAAUCCACUAACCCAAACGCUCGCGCGAUCGUCAAAGGCUGGAAUCGAUUGGCGUGCAUCCCGGCAGGCAUCCACUCCCGCGCGCUAAUGAUAAGAAUUCGUUCCGUCGUCGUUUCUGUUCCACCAAAAUGAUAGUCAUCAAUGCUUCUGACACGGGUCUUACCCUCACACCUGAAAUGCUGCUAUCCACGUCGGAGUCAUCGACUCACAGCGCCUCCGAGGUGGCUGGACGAUUGCAGGUCGAUGUGCGGACCGGCCUGAAAUGGUCGGAGGCCAAGUAUCGGGCAAAGAUCAUCGGCCACAACGAGUUGCUGCUUGUCGAAGAAGACCCAACCUGGAGGAAGUAUAUUGAGCAGUUCAAGAACCCGCUUAUCCUACUGCUGCUCGGCUCAGCCAUGGUCUCCGUCAUAAUGAAGCAAUUUGACGACGCCGUCAGCAUAACCAUAGCCAUUCUGAUCGUAGUCACGGUGGCUUUUAUCCAGGAAUACCGUUCGGAGAAGAGCCUUGAAGAGCUUAAAAAGCUGGUACCGCCCGAGUGCCAUUGUCUGCGCGAGGGUCGACUGGACACGUUCCUGGCUCGGGAACUAGUUCCAGGCGAUGUGGUGCACCUCAACGUAGGCGACCGCGUCCCUGCCGACAUCCGGCUUUUUGAGGCCGUGGACCUAUCCAUUGACGAGAGCAGUUUUACCGGCGAGACGGAGCCGGCCCGUAAAAUCACCGACGUCCUACUGAACAACACAAACGUGAAGGACCACAGCAACAUGAAGAACAUUGCCUUCAUGGGCACGCUUGUGCGUUGCGGCAAUGGGAAGGGCAUAGUAGUGAGCACCGGAGAACGCAGCGAGUUCGGCGAGGUCUUUAAGAUGAUGCAAGCCGAGGAGGCUCCCAAGACGCCUUUGCAAAAGUCGAUGGACAUUCUGGGAGCUCAGUUAAGCUUCUACUCCUUUCUUAUUAUUGGCGUUAUUAUGUUGCUAGGCUGGCUGCAGGGCAAGCCGCUCUCGGAGAUGUUUAACAUUAGCGUAUCACUGGCCGUGGCCGCCAUACCCGAGGGCUUACCCAUCGUAGUCACAGUCACGUUAGCGCUGGGCGUUAUGCGGAUGGCUAAGCGCAACGCCAUUGUUAAGAAGUUACCGACUGUUGAGACACUUGGGUGCGUAAACGUAAUUUGCUCGGACAAGACGGGCACCCUAACGAAGAACGAGAUGACGGCCACGAUUAUCAUCACUUCCGACGGGUACAUGGCUGAUGUGACUGGUGCCGGCUAUAAUGACCAGGGCGAGAUUCACAUUCGUCACUGCAAUAAUGUGGAAAUGGCCAAAUCGAACAUAACGAACCUACUAGAGAUUGGAGCAGUCUGCAACAAUGCUUACAUCCAGAAGGGAACGUUGCUGGGUCAGCCCACCGAGGGUGCCCUAGUUGCAGUGGCCAUGAAGAACGGCAUGUACGCAACAGCCGAGAACUAUGUGCGCAUCCAGGAGUACCCCUUCAGCUCGGAGCAAAAGAUGAUGGCCGUGAAGUGCAUCCACAAAUACAAUAACAACAAGGAGGAGAUCUUCUUCGCCAAGGGCGCUCUGGAAACCCUGCUACCGCAGUGCACCAAGUACCAGUUCGGCACUCAGACUGUGCCUCUAACAAAGCAGAAUGAGUCAGAGUUUUUGGCCGAGGCGUACGAGAUCGGGCGCAAAGGACUCCGGGUACUAGCACUUGCAAAAGGGCGAUCCAUGCAAGACCUUAUCUACUGCGGUCUGGUUGGGAUCACUGAUCCUCCAAGGCCCUUGGUGCGUGAAUCCAUCGAAAUGUUGAUGCAAAGCGGCGUGCGGGUCAAGAUGGUAACUGGAGAUGCACAAGAGACGGCGUUGGCCAUUUCGAAUCUCAUUGGCAUUGACACAAUACACCACCAGACGCUGUCAGGGCAGGAAAUAGAUCAAAUGAAUGAGCAUCAACUGGACAAGGUAGCCAACAAUGUGAGCGUCUUUUACAGAGUUUCGCCAAGGCACAAGCUGGAGAUAGUCAAGUCCCUUCAGCGUACCGGAAACAUAGUUGGCAUGACUGGGGAUGGCGUCAACGAUGGAGUGGCUUUGAAGAAGGCGGAUAUUGGCAUUGCAAUGGGCAAAAACGGAACUGAUGUGUGCAAGGAGGCCGCGGACAUGAUUUUGGUCAAUGAUGAUUUCCACACCAUCAUUGCUGCCAUCGAGGAAGGCAAGGGCAUCUUCUACAACAUACGGAACUUUGUUCGGUUUCAACUGAGCACAUCAAUUGCUGCCCUGGCCCUUAUUGCCUUGGCUACUCUGAUGGACAUUGCCAACCCCUUGAACGCUAUGCAGAUUCUGUGGAUCAACAUCAUAAUGGACGGCCCCCCAGCACAGUCACUUGGCGUGGAGCCCGUUGACCACGACGUUCUAAAACAAAAGCCUCGCAAUGUGAAGCAGCCCAUGAUUACAAAAUCUGUGGUGGUUAAUGUGCUUCUAAGCGCUAGCAUUAUAGUCUUGGGUACGCUUUGGGUGUUUCAACGAGAAAUGGCCGACGGAACCCUGGGCAAGACCAAACGAGAUACGACCAUGACCUUCACGUGCUUCGUAUUCUUCGACAUGUUUAAUGCCCUCUCGUGUCGCUCGCAAACAAAGAGUGUAUUCACCAUCGGCCUAACAACCAAUCGCAUGUUCCUGCUUGCCGUUGGAUUUUCAAUUGUCGGCCAAAUGCUGGUCGUCUACUUUCCACCGCUCCAGAUGGUCUUUCAAACAGAAGCCCUAACGCCCUACGACAUAUUUUUCUUAGUCUCGCUCACAUCCUCCGUGCUGGUCGUUUCCGAAAUAAAGAAGUGGUUUGAGCGCACCAUGGAGCGCAAGAUGUACAGCACCCGUUCCGAGCUGGACUUUGUAUGACACAGCGCAAGCGCUAGAGAUGAGUUGCAAUUGCACCCCAAAGCCGAGUAAACUGAAUAACUUACCACAAAAAAACCCACAAAAAAAAAACGAAAACUAUGCCAAAUACAAGCGAGGUGCGUGGUCAUAUGUGUCCAUCUGGAGCAGAAGCAUUGGCCGUUACAGAUGCAACAGGGUACCGAUGAUGUGUGUGUUUAACUUUUUCAUUUUUGAAUCGACGAGUUGACGAGAAUGUAUUAACUAAAGCUGCUGAGUCUCGACCAGUUUUUACAAAUUCGA
Molecule: messenger RNA, 4674 nt
Organism: Drosophila serrata
Lineage: Eukaryota; Metazoa; Arthropoda; Insecta; Diptera; Drosophilidae
Gene: SPoCk
Product: secretory pathway calcium atpase
Biological process (GO): calcium ion transport
Cellular component (GO): membrane
Molecular function (GO): ATP binding; P-type calcium transporter activity; ATP hydrolysis activity
Source: RefSeq, a predicted model, not a curated record